AGAACAUGGAUCCGCCACCAAUUAUUGAUGUGGACACAUCUCAAAGCGAUUUCUCAAACAACGAGGUGUCCUCACAGCUCCUCUACCAAGCCAAGCAGGGCAUUGAACCAAAUAAUGUGUCUAACAUCAGGAAUGAGCUAAUGCGUGGUCAACUUGGAGAACCUAAUGAGAACAACCGACCGCCGCCUGUAGAUCGUAGGGACGUUCCUGAGAAUAACGAGCUUGGAAAACUGCCCGUUCAUUCAACAUUGGACAACUUGAGCACGCUUUCUCCUGAGCCAGUUUCUACAGGCAUCGAUUCCGAAGGCAAAACCGCGAAUGAAUCAACAACACCGCUGCCGUAUCUUUUAUUAGAAAAUCCCGAUCAUUUAUGUUGGCUCAACACCAUUCUCAACAUCCUACACAAAGCGAACGGUGUUCGGGAGAAAUUUUCCACGUCCUCGACAGGUGACCCAAUAUGUGAUAGUCUUGCGAGGAUUUUCCAAGGAGUCGAAAAAUCAGCGGAAUCGCUGCGCUUGUUGCUGACUAAUACAAAAUUCCACACAGGUCCGCAAGAUGCUGCAGAAGCCCUUAUUUCUCUUAUGCAUGACUUGAAGAUGAUGAUCACGCCAGAACCGAUCCGAUUUUGCAGUGGUUGCAACACAAUUUGGAUGAGAGCCGUGGUGUGCACGCAAUGUAAAGCAACUGGGUUAACGGAAGGAUUCUUACUCACGUAUGAAGGAACACUUUUUUUGAUUUCAUGUGACAAAAUCCCUGUCUUGGCGCCGAAUCAAGAGUUCAAAAUUGGUUCAGAACGUGAUUCAAAAAUUGUUUCAGUCGGAUAUAGGCUGAAUGCGUUUGCACAAUUUAUUAGUGAAGAAAAAUUUGCGCACUAUGUCGCAUGGAUUCGAAAACCAGAAGCGAACAAGGAACCUACAACUGAAAAUAAUGAUGAGUGUGAACAUGAUAGUCAAGACAUUCAAGAAGAUAUUAAUGAGGAGCAGAGAAAAAUCAACAAUACGAAUCCCACCAUAGUGAAUAACCAGGAAGUCUACGAGUGUCAGCAGAUUGUUCCAGAAAUUCCGGCAGAAUAUCCAGCUAUCAAUCAACACAUAGACAACAAUCAAAAUGAAAAUAUCUUCGAAUAUUCGAUUGGGGAACAUUUCAUAUGCGUCGACGAUCAUCAAAUAUCAAUUGAAAAUGUUAAAUCUAUUAAAGAUUAUCAUAUCAACGUGAUGUUACUGGAGCCGUUUAAACAACCUGUCAAAUAAUUAUCUACGCUUUCCACAAUUCUCAUAAGGUCCUAGAUCUGCACGUAAGAUGAACUCUUACGGGUUUUCCAUAAAUUUUGUGUUUUUCUUAUCAACCCGAUGCUCAUAUUUAUGUAUUAUAUAUUGUAAUAAUUGCUUACUUAUUUAGUAGUACUCUAUGUAUAUUGAAAGCUGUUAAGACUUUGGGUAGUGUGUUUCACAGCAUAAUUAUUUACAAUUAGUGUCAGAUAAAACAUAAAAACAUUCCUCAUC
This is a messenger RNA of Caenorhabditis elegans, 1502 nucleotides long. RefSeq names its product USP domain-containing protein (gene Y113G7A.13). The transcript is spliced from 4 exons. NCBI's taxonomy places the organism in Eukaryota, Metazoa, Nematoda, Chromadorea, Rhabditida, Rhabditidae. The record is from RefSeq and is marked reviewed. The coding region runs from base 6 to 1250 and encodes 414 amino acids.